Messenger RNA from Rotaria socialis, 333 nucleotides. Lineage: Eukaryota; Metazoa; Rotifera; Eurotatoria; Philodinida; Philodinidae. The record is from the annotation of a GenBank genome assembly.
AUGAGUCAAUUAAUCUACGAGUUCACAGCAAUAUUUGUUGUGAUUAUUCAUAUUCACAGUAACAGUAGUGCAGAUACUUCGUAUUCCCAUCAAGAUGCAGAAAAUACGUCUGAUACACUUUUCAAUAGUACAAUCAACUGGACCACACACUCUCCAAUUGAAGAGGGCGCUAGCAAAACUAUGAAAAUAAUUUCUAUUUGCUUACUAGUUGGCAUGGUAGUUAGCAGUAUUAUCUAUUGGAAGUCUGUACAAAGAUGCAAGACUGUAAAACCUGUACAGCAGCAAACGCCAAUGGACACUGGAACUGAGCUAGAAAAAUGGGAACGAUUUUGA